GCAAACGUAUGGAAAUAAAACCAAAAUAUGUUGCGCUCCAAUCGGGUAAUACAAGGGGAGCAAACUCAAUUGCUUGCCAUAGAACAAAAACUGGUGCAGUUACUUCCUAAGAUGCAAGAAGCAUUAAAUUCACUGAAGGUGGAAGAGUUGCACUUAAAAUCACAGUCAGUACAACCAACAGCAACACAAGGACUCCCAUCUGACUUAAAUGUUAACGUUAACAGAGCUGGUAUGCCAAACGAUCAAAUUAAUAGUCAGCAAAUCAACUUGGGAUUGAGUCGUGUAAACGAAUGGGGACAGUUUAUGGAAGAAGACGAAUCAGAUUGAUUCACGUUAUGGGAAAUUAUUUAAAAUUAGUUUAUUAAAAGAUUGACAGUAUGAUUUACAACUAAAUUGUAAUUGAAUUAUAUUAAAUAAAAAGUAUGCCAAUUAUAGAUAUUUUGGAUAUAAACUUAAAUUAAA
Molecule: messenger RNA, 462 nt
Organism: Drosophila albomicans
Lineage: Eukaryota; Metazoa; Arthropoda; Insecta; Diptera; Drosophilidae
Exons: 2
Coding region: 28-327 (99 amino acids)
Biological process (GO): transcription initiation at RNA polymerase III promoter; transcription by RNA polymerase II
Cellular component (GO): nucleus
Source: RefSeq, a predicted model, not a curated record